GUGCCGAUGGAGAUGUAUAAAUACUCACUCAAAAGUAGAGAGGUCACUUUUCGACUGGAGGUUGCCAAGACAUGAAUUGGACCUUCAUAGCACUCCUCACAUUUGUGGGACUGGCCGCAGCCGACUAUGGUUGGAAAGCAGGUCAGGUAUACACGUACAGGCUCUUAGGUAGGACGCUAACCGCGCUCCAUCAAGUGGAAGACCGAUACUCAGGAUCUCAAGUAGACGCCAGGCUCAAACUCUAUAUCAAUUCGGAAAACCUAUGGACAGCUCAGGUCGAAGGUCCCAAGUACGCUACGAUUCAUCGGCAGUUACCCGAGGGCUGGGAUACUUAUAUUCCAGAGUCCGAAUUCAGCUACAAGAGCAUGCCAUCUAUAAACGAACCGUUCCAGAUACACGUCGCCAAUGGACUGGUCACAAAAUUGAUCUUCGACAAAGCUGUACAACCAUGGGAACGGAACUUUAUUAAGGCAAUCGUAAGCCAACUGCAGGUCGACACACAGGGUAAAAACGCGAAUAAAAGCAAAUUUAACAGCAUACCACAGGGAGAACAGGAUUCUGGAGUGUUUUCGACAAUGGAGGAAUCCAUGCAAGGCACUCACGAAAAACAGUAUGUUAUACGGCGACUACCUGAACAUUUUCUCCAAAUGAACCCAGAACUAGUACCUUACCCACACCUGAAAGGAGAUGGAGCGCAUAUCAUUGUUGAAAAGAAUACCAACUUCUCCAAAAGUGUGCUACACGUCAAUUACCAUUAUGGACUGAGUGGACAAGAACAAUGGAGUCCAGGAACAAACACUAUGGGAAAUAUUCUUGCGAGAACAGAAAACAUCAGAAUGGUAUUAUCUGGACUAUACGAUCGCUUCAUAAUCCAGUCAACAGUGGCAACCGAGAAAGUAAUGAUUGCUCCACAUAUGUACAACACCCAAAAAGGAAUGGUAGUAGGUUUUAUGAAUAUGACACUUGCAGGAGUCACUAGCUCAAAGGGCGAAUCCCCAUCUAUAGGAAAUCCCGGAAUACCGGAAAGUUUAGUUUAUAAUUACAAUCGUGGACCAUCUAAGCAUGGAAGCGGAGAUCAUCCGUCAUCAUCGUCUUCUUCGUCUUCUUCUUCUUCUUCUUCUUCUUCUUCUUCUUCUUCUUCCUCUUCUGCUUCUUCUUCAUCUUCCUCAUCAUCAUCUGAGGGUUCCUCACAGAGCGGCUCAUCCAGCAGCGAGGAAGAACACGCAGCCAUGAUGAGUAUUAAACACGAUAGCAAAAGAAACAUACGGUCUGCCUCAUGGAACAAAACAACUAUUUUAAUGAAACAAAGUUAUGACAGCUCAGAUAGUUCCUCUUCCUCAAGUGAUUCUUCCAUUAGUUCCAGUGAAGAAUACCUAGAAGGAGCCCCCGAUCUAAAUAGUGCUCCGUUUAUUCAAUUCGUUCCAGAUUCUGCAAUCCCAAAUCAAAAAGAGGGUGUAAAAGUAGUUGAACGGCUGGCUCGUUUAUCAAGGCAAAUGGCUCAAUCACUUAUCAACCCAAGUGAAAUGUACAAGGAGGACCCUCUUGAAGCAUGGUUAAUUUUAACACGGACCGCAGGUAUCGCUAGCUUUGAGCAACUGAAGCAAGCUACAGAAAAACUUUACUUUUCUGAACAAAAGUUUAAAGAUGGUGGAAAACCAGAAUCAAACCAAAACUACUUAGCUUGGCAAGCGUUCCGAGAUGCAGUUGCCCGUUCAGGAACUGGACCAGCUCUCCUCGUAAUCAGAUACUGGAUUGAAUCUCAAAAAGUUCAAGGGAACGAAGCGGCUCAGAUCUUUGCUGCUAUGCCCACAACAGCCCGCUAUCCUACCACAUCAUACAUGAAUGCAUUUUUUGAAAUAGUGAAAAGUAAGACAGUACAAAACCAGAGGUACCUCAACACUAGCGCACUCCUGGCAUUUUCUGACCUCGUCAGAAGAGCCCAAGUACACCACCAGAGCGAGCACAACCGCUAUGCAAUCCAUCUGUCGGAAGCUGAACCAUUUAACCACUACGCUGUAGUCGAAGAACAGUACCUUCCCUACUUGCAACACCGAUUAGAAAAUGCCGUCAACCAAGGAGAUUCCGGUAAAAUUCAACAUAUCAUCCGCGCCAUAGGUAAUACAGCACAUCCCAAGAUAUUAGCUAUAUUCGAACCACAUUUGGAAGGAAAACGCAAGAUCACCGACUUCCAACGAGUUGUAAUCAUACACAAUUUGGAAGAAUUAGCUAAAGUCCAUCCUAAAACUGCUCAAGCAAUUUUGUUUAGAAUAUAUCAAAACAAAGGAGAUGCUCCUGAAGUGAGGGUUGCAGCUGUAGAGCAGCUAAUGAAAACCAAGCCUCCUGCACAAAUGUUACAACACAUGGCAGAACAAACCAACUACGAUCAUAGUAAACAAGUCAACGCUAUGGUUAAGUCUUCAAUUGAGAGCGACGCAAAUAAUGAAUUCAAUGACCAUCCAGAAUAUGUUCAAAGCGCUCGGGCAGCAGCUAAUCUACUCACCACUGAAAACUAUGGCUUUCAAUACUCACAAAAUUAUAAAAAAUCAUUCACAGCCAGGGAUCCCGAUACUCUGUAUAGCGAACAUGGCUUUUCUUACAUGAAAGGGUUCGAUGGUGCAUACCCCAAUUCCUUUACGUAUAAUUACCAACAAAGAACUGGAGGAUAUUACAAUGAACCUCAGACCGUAUCAUUCAUGUCUUCUACCUCAGAAGGUUUAUUAAACCUUUUUUUUAAACAAUUUCAACAAAGAUAUUAUGAGAAAAUGCCAUCUAAACAAGGGACGAAAACACAAUACUCAUACAGCAAAAUAAAUGAUAUUCUUAAUGUAGAAUAUGAUGAUCCAUUACAAGUAGAAGCUAAUAUCUUCUUCUCAAUCUUUGGAGGGGCGAGAUAUUAUACCUUUGAUAACCACACUAUCGAACAGAUACCUGAAUUUAUCAAGUACUUGAGUGAGAAACUGCGCCAAGGUUUCAACUACCAAGAAAGCAAGUUCUACAGUCCAAACACUGUCGAAAUUGGUUUUCCCAUGGUCACAGGUGUACAAUUUUCUUAUUCGUACGAAGAGCCAACAGUGGCGUAUGUGGCUGUUCAAGGUAAAGGCCGUUUCGAUCAGGACAAUGAAUGGCAAGAUUAUAACCGAGUGCCAAUUAGCGCAUCAACUGACGGAAAAUACCAAGCAGUAUGGUCACAAAUGAAAACUGGAAAGUUGGGAUUCAUAGCUCCAUACAGUGAACAAAGGCAUCUUGCUAUAGUUAAUAAAAGGGUACAAUUUUAUGUACCCAUGGAAGGUCAAUUUGAAUACUAUGGACACAACAAUACCUUCAGGGCUAACGUUCGCCCUUACAGUUCAGUCAAAAGUCCGCAAAAUCUUUUCCAAUACAGUACCAGAAUGUACACUAUGUAUCAAAAUUACCAAGAUUUUAACGAGUACAGCAAAGGAAAGAAUGUUCAGAAAGUCCAUGCUAGACAAAACAGAACAUAUGAAGCUAAAGUUGGAAAAGAUUUCACCGGCUAUGAAUUCAAAGUAGAAGCUCAAAGUGAAAAUGGUUUUGCUGAAGUUUUGCGAGCUUACAACGCUUUCAAGAAGCAAGAUUACAGUUACCUCGCAUCUUCUUUCUUCCAUGAUCUGACGCAUGGUCUUUACAACAACUAUUACGCUAUAAGCUACAAUCCUCAGAACAGCUCUCCACAACCAACAGAGUUUUCAUUUUACUACAACUCAACAGUGCGAGGAACAGAAUACAAGUCAAGAGAUCAAAAUGUCAGGCGUAUUCACAAGAAACCACAAUCUGGCAAUUUGGCUCAACUGUCUGAUGAGGAAUAUAGAAUUGACGAACUGGCAGCCAAUGCACUUUCAGGAAUACAAGACGGAGAAGCCAGUGUAUUAGAUGCAUAUGUAUCCUUUGCUGGAAAGCAGGAUAAUGGAAAAUAUUAUUUCACUACAGCUUAUGCUGACAGCCCUGUUUCUGACAAAUCGCGCUUCCUUGCGUUCAUCACCGGCAGACCAUACCAAGAAUCCCAACAAGCUCAAUCCUUCCAGGCGGCAGUCCAUGUAGACUUCAAACAGCCUCGAGUACCAAUCUUCAAUUACAAGCAGGCCUAUGAAGCCAACCCAACAUCUUACUUCCAAGGACGUGUUUACUUUGACCCAAGUGGAAGUUCUAAAAUAGAGUUUGAGGGAAAAAUGCAACAGACUGAAGCGCGAAAACAAUACUUGAAGCAGCAUCCUUACUCAUCCGUCUGUGAAAAACAAAUGCAGCAAGGCAACUACAUCCUUCCAGCGUGCUAUAACGCCAGCCAAUUUGCUAAUGUAUUGGACAAAUAUGAUGUUUCAGUUAAAUACCAGAAUCUUCCUCUAUUCGUACAGAAGGCUUCCUAUCAAUUGUAUGACACCGCACGUUACUGGGGAUACCAAUACAUCCAAGAAAACUUUUUUGGAGUUAACAAUCCAGAAGGCACAUUGAAAAUGUCACUGAAAUAUUCACAAAAUCUAAAUAACUUCAACUAUUCAGUGGAGACUGAAUCAUUCAAUUCUUACUUUGAAAAUGUUACCGUCAACCACUUAGUUCAGCCAUUCAUAACUCAUUCCCCAGCAUACAAUCAGCUAUACUGGUAUUCACCACAUUACUACUACAGCACACCUUAUGCUACUUGUGCUAUCGACAGCAAUGCAGCCUCUACUUUUAACAACAGAACUUAUCCCAUCAGGCUUGGAAAUUGUUACCAUGUAAUGGCAAUGUCGACUCGGGGCAAAUAUCAGCAAGAGAGCCAGGAAUCUUCAGAAUACCAGAACUAUCAAGAUGAGUUUGUAGUACUUGUCAAGGAACCUGCUCCACAGAAGAAGGCAGUGCAAGUCCUCUUUGGCGAUAAUGUUAUUACCUUAGAACCAACAGCACAGGCUGGCGUUACUGUUAAAGUCAAUGGAGAUAACGUCGCAUUCUCUGACAGCAAAGUAACCAGAGUGGAAUAUGGCCCAUACAAAUUUGAGUGGUAUGCCCUUCCGGGUAAAAACAACGUUGUCAUGAUUUUCUACGAUCAAUAUUCCCAGUCAGAGCCUAACCAGCUCUACUAUGAUGGCCGUCGCGCAUUACUAUCAAUGCCUAACAGCUUUAGAAAACAACUUAUCGGCCUUUGCGGACCCUUCGAUGGUGAACCUUCCAACGAUUUCACUACCUCAGGUAACUGCGUAGUGAGGGACUAUGAGCAAUUCAUAGCUUCUUACGCAGUUGCUGAUGAAUCCUGCAAGGGUCCAUCAAAGGAAUACCUUAGUCAACCCAAGAAUGAACAAUGCUACCACAGGGAAGUAGUUUACGGUGACGUUGUAUCUGAUGCUGAAGCUGGCCGACGAACCAGGUUGACCACAUCACGCAACAACACUGUUGGAGGUAAACAAGGUAACAAAGGUCAAUCAGGAUGCACUGUGAUCUUCCGUCCUCAUGUUUUCAAUGACGGACAAAACACCUGCUACACUCUUCAACCCCAACCCGAGUGCCCCUUCCACUGUAAAGCAACCAGCAAUGUAGAGAGAACUACUGGUGUCCACUGCAUACCAUCGACCGACGGUCUCGCAGUUCACUGGCAGAGCCUAAUGCAGAAAGGAGCUAAUCCUGAUUUCAGCCAAAAGACUUCAACUAAAACAAUAAAGAUCCUUGUUCCAACAUCUUGUGAAGCCAAAUGAAUAUUAUAAAAUUAUGUUCAAGAUAAAUAAAUAAAUAGAAAUAUUGAUAAUAUCUAUUUGUUUUGU
This is a messenger RNA of Nezara viridula (southern green stink bug), 5744 nucleotides long. The record is from the annotation of a GenBank genome assembly. Lineage: Eukaryota; Metazoa; Arthropoda; Insecta; Hemiptera; Pentatomidae.